AAUACAUAUCCAUCCAUCAUACAAUGGCAAGGUUCUCGCUCGUAUUUGCAGCAGCAGGACUCCUCCUCCUAGUAGCCAUGGCGGAGGCCACCACCAAAACCAUCUUCACCACCACCACCACCUUUGAGGAAAACCCCACCGACAGAACUGAUAUGUCAUGCAGUCAGCAGCUGGUUGAGCAGGCGAUGCUUAACCACUGUGUGAAGUACCUUGAAACUGGCUCAGGAAUGAGCAUGGACCUAGAAAGGACGUCGGAGCCAACCCCUGCAGAGAAGCACCUGAUGCUGUGCUGCAUGCAGGUAAGGAACAUCGAUGAGAUGUGCAGGUGUGACGCCAUCAAGAUGAUGAUGAACCAACAAAGGUGGACGCAACAACAGAUGGGUAAGGUGAUGGGCAUGGCGGAGAACCUGCCAAAGAAAUGCAAAGUCGAACCAGAAAUGUGCAAAAUGAGAGCCGUCUGGUUCUAAAUUCACAUGCCAUUUAAGUGGUCCGUAGUUAAUAAAACGAGACUCGCUAUCACACCAUCGUGUGUAUGGAUGUUAUAUAUUCCAUUGUGUGUCGCAAAAUUUAAUAAAUUUUGAACUUAUUCCUUUUGUAUCU
This is a messenger RNA of Lactuca sativa (garden lettuce), 600 nucleotides long. Its product is annotated as albumin-8. Gene Ontology annotation, molecular function: nutrient reservoir activity. The record is from RefSeq and is a predicted model, not a curated record. Lineage: Eukaryota; Viridiplantae; Streptophyta; Magnoliopsida; Asterales; Asteraceae.